This is a messenger RNA of Penicillium brasilianum, 3002 nucleotides long. Lineage: Eukaryota; Fungi; Ascomycota; Eurotiomycetes; Eurotiales; Aspergillaceae. The record is from the annotation of a GenBank genome assembly.
GGACACUUGGACAAGUGGGCUGGGUUUGGGCUGAAUCCGGGAUCAGCCUCUCUCUCUUAUCGUCUCGGAGCACUCUUGCUUUCCUUCCCCUAAUUAUCCUCCCUCUCUCAAUUACCAUAGUUGGACCUGUCAACGAGUUAUCUCUGUCUUCUUUCUCACUCUCCAAUUCAGUACUUCUCUACCUCUUCCCUCCUCCUCUUGGAACCGCAUUGCCACGGAGUCUCUGCGAGAGACACUGCAUCGUUUCUGUUUUGAGUGAUUCCGAGAUCAUCCUAAGACAGUUUCCCCGAUCGCAUCUGCCAUCCACCACUCGCCUGACCUCCUCUCGUUUCCACUUUUUUUCUUGGGCCCCUCUCACUGCCAUCGUGGAGGUGCCGUCAUCCUGCGUCGAUCGCGCUGUGUGACGAGUGACGAACUGCCUAUCGUGACCGCUUCAGCCUGCGUGGCGUCGCUAGUAAGACUAUCCACGCCGAAAGGGGGUCGCGGCAGGUCCCCCUGCUUGGUCCUGCUGGUCUUGCCUGCUCCUCUUCCAGCUGGGUUCUCCGUACAUUGCCCUGGACGGUCCCAGUCCUUACGAAAGUCUCCUCUCGUUGGACCGGGAGAGUUGUUCAAAAAUAGACAAAAUAAUUAAAACCAAGAGGGCAACAAAAAGGGUUCCGAGGGCUGGAAUAUCAGCCCGCCCACCGCCAACAUUCCUUCGUCAACCUCCCCACGCGCCAUACCCCUCCGCAACCUUUCCGAUUCCCACGCUCAGUUCACCGUUCUGGAAUCUGCCAGCGAGAAGGGAAGUCGUCGCUCCUCCCUCUCGUCGACUCGCUCGGGCGAGUCAGACUUCUCCAUCUGGUCAGACACGGGCGACCUUGCCGAACAGCUCGCCGAGGUUGAGGACCCGCUUCAGAUCCGCCUCCGCAAGUCGCUCGACCGGGACUAUCGUGCUCGACGAGGUCGAAGGAAACAAGCCCCCAAGCGAGUUCACUACCCACCCGAUCUCGACGAUCCCCGUCCUUCGAUUGAUCUUGAAAAGGAUCAUAUCCGAAUCCCUAAUCCCCCGCCCCGACGUAUCUCUAGAAUCGAGCGGACCCUAGCCGCCAUCAUGUCUCCCCGCAAUGGGCAAAAUUCUCAACUACAUGGCCUAGUGGGCAAGCCAUUGUUGUACUUUACGAGUGUCUUUGUAUCGCUAGGUGUCUUCCUCUUUGGCUAUGACCAAGGUGUCAUGUCCGGAAUUAUCACUGGAUCGUAUUUCCGAGACUACUUCAAUCAACCCUCUCCGGCCACCAUUGGAACCGUAGUGGCCAUCCUCGAGAUUGGCGCGUUUAUCUCGUCUCUUUUAGUUGGCCGCAUCGGCGACGUGAUUGGUCGUCGCCGGACUAUUCUCUAUGGCUCGGCCGUGUUCUUCGUUGGCGGUGGCCUGCAGACCUUUGCAACCGGCAUGCCCAUGAUGAUGGUGGGCCGUAUCGUGGCUGGUCUCGGUGUCGGUGCUUUGUCAACGAUCGUGCCCGUUUAUCAAUCUGAGAUCUCGCCUCCCCACAACCGCGGCAAGUUGGCUUGUAUUGAGUUCACGGGAAAUAUUGCCGGAUACGCUACCAGCGUCUGGGUGGAUUAUUUCUGCAGCUACAUUGAAUCGGAUAUUUCAUGGCGCCUGCCCUUGCUGUGCCAGUGUGUCAUGGGAGCCUUGCUUGGAGUUGGAAGCUUGAUCAUCUGCGAAUCUCCUCGAUGGCUUCUGGACAAUGACCACGACGAAGAAGGCAUGAUCGUCAUCGCGAACCUCUACGGUGAGGGAGAUAUUCAUAACGACAAAGCACGUCAAGAGUACCGAGACAUUAAGAUGAAUGUGCUUUUACAGCGGCAGGAAGGCGAGCGAUCCUAUAGCGACAUGUUUAGACGCUAUUGGAAGCGAGUGUUGAUUGCCAUGUCAGCCCAAGCAUUGGCCCAGCUGAACGGUAUUAACGUGAUUUCAUAUUAUGCGCCUUUGGUCUUUGAAUCGGCCGGAUGGGAAGGCCGGGACGCAAUCCUGAUGACGGGUAUCAACGGCAUCACUUACCUUCUUUCAACCGUGCCGCCAUGGUAUUUGGUCGAUGGCUGGGGCCGACGGCCUAUCCUGCUCUCCGGAGCGGUGGCCAUGCUCAUCUCCCUCUCGUUGAUUUCAUACUUUAUCCAUAUCGAGAUCAAGGCGACCCCGACUUUGACGGUCAUCUUUGUGAUGAUCUAUAAUGCCGCCUUUGGGGCGUCCUGGGGUCCCAUUCCUUGGCUCUACCCGCCGGAGAUUCUGCCGUUGAGCAUCCGUGCCAAGGGUGCCAGUCUUAGCACCGCCAGUAAUUGGGCGUUCAACUGGCUUGUGGGAGAAUUGACUCCCAUUCUACAGAAAGCUAUUGGAUGGCGACUGUAUCUACUUCACGCCUUUUUCUGCGCGUGUAGUUUUGUGGUUGUAUACUUCUUGUAUCCCGAGACCAGUGGUGUUCGUCUGGAAGAUAUGAACGUCUUGUUCGGCGAUGCGACUACGGCCAUGCCCACUCCAGUCACGGACGCCGAGCGGGGAUCGUUGAUGGGUGGAGGCUCGCCUGUCCCGUCCCUUGAUAUUCGCCGACCGUACGGCCAAUUUGGAACUGAAAGUGCUAUUCCCGGGCUGGAUAUUGACCCGCCCUCGAUCGGUGCUGACGGCCUCGGCAAAUCGGGACGAGCUGAUUCUCAAGCGGGUAGCCAUCGGGGCGAAGGAAUCGGAGGCUGGAUCUCCAACAUGGUCAACCGUCACCGGGGAGGAAGUACUGGCACCAACCCAAGUCAAUACAGACGAUUGGAACAAGGCGAGGACGAAGAAGACCAUUAGGAGCGAAUCGCAAAUCCUGGCGCGAUCGAAUGACGGCGUUACUUUCCCUUUCUUUGGCCGUUCUUGUUGCUACCGUUCUGUUUCGGAAUCACGUUUUUUUUUUCUCAUAAACUAUACCAUCUUGGCUCUGCUCGUUUAUUUUCUUGGCUUGCGAAGUCCUUUCGACUGGCUGUGCAGC